Molecule: messenger RNA, 2865 nt
Organism: Rhinichthys klamathensis goyatoka
Lineage: Eukaryota; Metazoa; Chordata; Actinopteri; Cypriniformes; Leuciscidae
Gene: adamtsl7
Product: ADAMTS-like 7
Exons: 12
Coding region: 658-2604 (648 amino acids)
Biological process (GO): extracellular matrix organization
Cellular component (GO): extracellular matrix
Molecular function (GO): metalloendopeptidase activity
Source: RefSeq, a predicted model, not a curated record
UGUGACCUCCAGAAGGUGUGCAGGUCAUAGAAAAACACACUUACCAUCUGGACACAAGUGACAUACACCCUCAUUACUACAAAAUUACACACCACAAGACACACUCAAGUAUGCAAAGAGACGGCUGUGGACUGCAUUAGAGAAUGGGCCUGUUUUACAUUUGUUUUCUGUUCUAGUGGCUUUUAGAGGGAGAGGGAGAGGGAGAGGUUUUUUUUGUUGCUCUAAUUCUCUGAUUUAGUUCUGGUUAGGUCAGAAUAAGCCUCCCUGAGUGUUAGAAAGAAAGAUAGAGAGACUGUGUCUGUCCAUCAGAAAGUGAUUGUAAUUCUAAGCAUUUUACAGCUUCUCUCACAUGCAGAGAGAUUUCUUGGAAGGAAUCCUUGCUGCUUAUGAAAGAACAAAAAAUGGGGUGAGUGGAAAGAGGAGAGGAGGGAGAUGUGUGCCAGUGUGUAUGUGACUCGCUGUCUGGGGGUGAGACACACACACACACACACACACACACUUAAAUACCAAAGAGAGAAACCCCCUUUCACUUUUCACUAAAACUUUCUCUCACACAAACACACAUCUCCAUUCAGAGACAGCGCCACUGCAGUACUUCUCAUUAAGACCAGGACAUACACACACAUUGACACACUCACUAACUGUCUUAUUCUGCUCAUGGCUUGUGGGAUGCAACUGCCGACCUGGAGCGGUCACCAGUGGAGACUGAUCCAGCAUUUCCUCCAGAUGGCCCUUUUGCUCUCCCUCCUGUGCCCACCCACAGAGCCUGUUCCCUGGGACAACGACUUCAGCAGUGGCCCUGGAGAGGGCUGUGAGGGUUUCCAGGUGGAUGUAUGUGGUGUGUGCGCAGGGGAUGGGAGCUCAUGUGAGCUGUUCAGUGGGACACUCUUUCUUUCUGUGCUCUCUGUUGGUUACCACAAGAUCCUGGACAUCCCCUCUGGAGCUCAACGAAUCAAAAUACAGGAAACACAGAAGACCAGGAACUACUUAGCUCUCAGGAGAGCGAGUGGUGAAUCAGUGAUAAAUGGUAACUGGGUAAUCGACAGGCCAGGAUAUUUCUAUGCCGUGGGUACUCAGCUCACAUACAAACGGCCCAAUGAGAUACGCAGCAGAGUGGGAGAAUCCAUCACUGCUCCUGGCCCGACCAAUCAGGAGCUGCAUCUCUUUGUGAUUUAUCAACAGCCCAAUCCAACAGUGUAUUAUGAAUACAUUCUACCCAAAGACCCCAUCACUGACACUUACUCAGAUGCCUAUUCUUAUUCUAGUGUACUUCCUCUGGAGAGUCAUGGAAUGUUUCCUGAUCCUGAGAAUAGUGACGGUGAAAGCUCAAUGGGCAGCCCUCAUCCUAACCAAGUUCCUUUGGACCCUAUAACCCCUGAACCAGUUCCUCAAUACAGCUGGGUUGCCAUGAAAACAACACCCUGCAGUGCCACCUGUGGAACAGGCAGUCGUCAAGUUGUGUUCAGCUGUGUGGAAAGGGCCACUCAAACCACUGUACCGAGGGAUCUCUGUAGCCACACCAGUCAUUCUGGCCCCCAGGUAGAAGAGUGUCAAUCGCAGCCUUGUCCAGCCUUUUGGGAUGUAGGGGAGUGGUCUGAGUGCAGUAAGACCUGUGGUCCAGGUUUCCAGCAUCGUCAGGUGAUUUGCCAGCAGACGCAGGGACACCAUGGCAAUAGCACAGUCAUCGUGGCGACCAGCCUCUGCGACGACACAGAGAUGCCAGAGACGACCACCGUGUGCCAGCUCAAGAUCUGCAGUGAGUGGCAGAUCCGCUCAGAGUGGACAGAGUGCUCUGUGCCGUGUGGAGUGGGUCAGCGCAGAAGAGAAGUCGUGUGUGUGGAUAACCUGGGUGACAUCGUUUCUGAUGAGGAAUGCAACAUGGCGCUUCGCCCACAGGACCUGCAGAACUGUGACAAAGGAGUGUGUGCCAGCAGCUGGUUCUAUUCUCUCUGGAGUGAUAGGUGCUCCGCAGACUGUGCGGAAGGACGUCGCAGCCGGUCAGUGGUGUGUAUGAUGAGUCAGACCAACUCACUUCCACUGGACAACUGCGAUGAUGAGGAUAAAGCCGACGAGCUCAUGCCGUGUGACCUGGGACCCUGCUCACAGCGACUGGAAUGGUACACAGGACCCUGGGGACAGUGCUCGUCUGAAUGUGGCAAUGGUACCCAGAGUCGAGGUGUGGUCUGUGUUGUCCAAAACAAUGUCCAUUUAGAAGUCACUUCAGAUGAGCGCUGCUCUCAUCUGCCCCGUCCUCCGAGUGGACAGUCCUGCUAUUUGAAGAGUUGUGGUGCGCAGUGGUACAUGACGGAGUGGAGCUCGUGUUCUCGUUCCUGCGACGGAGGCUUUCGAGUGAGGGAGGUACGUUGUUUGCAAGAUGAACUGACCACAAGCCAUGACUGUGAUCCUGCCCUUGAACCUGCAAAUCAAGAGAAUUGUAACACACACACCUGCACGCCACAGAUUGACGAGUCCUGCAGGGAUUUGUACUAUAACUGUGUGGUGGUGGUCCAGGCUCGUUUGUGUGUGUACUCAUACUACCGCACCACAUGUUGUGCAUCAUGCUCUCGGGUCAUUCAGAGAGACACGCUGCAUAGAAUCAGGUGAUCCGGUCGGCUUCUUGAGAUGUGACAUCACCGCUCGCCUUUCCUUGAAUUAUAAUGUCCUUGUCUCAUCAUGACAUCAUCGCCCACCUGUUUUCAGCUGGAUCUGACCCUGAGAUGACAUCACUGUUCAUCACCUCUCUGUAUUUUACUUCAAAAGACUUUAAGUAUACAUUCACUGCCUUUCUUUUUUAAAACACAAAAUGAGAAUGCUCUAUGAGCAAUUGAAUAUUUAUUGCAAAUAAAAACAACUGAGCCUCUUUUA